ACAUGCGGAAUACUGCUCCCACUUAACAAAUAAGCGAACUGAUUAACUGAGCAAUGGCGUCGAUUCCCAGCUCCCGCCGACUGAUCAUCUGCUGCGCGCUGAUGCUAGUGCUCGCGGCCGCUGCGUCGGCAGGGGAAGCGCGGCACGUUACCGUGGCGUCUCGGCACGAGCGUUGGAUGGCCAGGUUCGGGCGCGCGUACAAGGACGCGGACGAGAAGGCGCGGCGGCAGGAGGUGUUCGGGGCGAACGCGCGGCACGUGGACGCCGUCAACCGGUCGGGCAACCGCACGUACACGCUCGGGCUCAACCACUUCUCCGACCUCACCGACCACGAGUUCCUGCAGCAGCACCUCGGCUACCGCCACCACCAGCCCGGCCCCGGCGGGCUUCUUCGUCCCGAGGAUCAGGACAUGUCCAAGGCUACCGCUCUGGCGGAUUAUGGGCAGGACGUGCCGGACAGCGUGGACUGGAGGGCCCAGGGCGCCGUCACCGAAAUCAAGAACCAACGCUCCUGCGGGAGCUGCUGGGCGUUCGCGGCGGUGGCGGCGACGGAGGGGCUGGUCAAGAUCGCGACGGGCAACCUGAUCUCCAUGUCGGAGCAGCAAGUGCUCGACUGCACGGGCGGCGGCAACACCUGCGACGGGGGCGACAUCAACGCGGCGCUCCGCUACGUGGCCGCCAGCGGCGGGCUGCAGCCGGAGGCGGCCUACGCGUACGCCGCCCAGAAGGGCGCGUGCCGGGGCGCCUCUCCAGCAAACUCGGCCGCGUCCGUGGGCGGUGCCCGGUUCGCGCGCCUGGGCGGCGACGAGGGCGCGCUGCGGGGGCUCGCUGCGGGCCAGCCGGUGGCCGUGGCAUUGGAGGCCUCGGAGCCGGACUUCCGGCACUACAAGAGCGGCGUCUACGCCGGGAGCGCGUCCUGCGGGCGCCGGCUUAACCACGGCGUGACGGUGGUCGGGUAUGGGGCGGAGGACGACAGUGGGGACGAGUACUGGGUGGUGAAGAACCAGUGGGGUACGUUGUGGGGCGAGAAGGGAUACAUGCGCGUGGCGCGCGGGGACGUCGCCGGCGCUAACUGCGGCAUCGCCUCCUACGCAUACUACCCCACCAUGGACAGCUGAUCCGUGACCAACAUUACAUCGAGAUCGAUCGAUGCAUCAUCGAGUAUGCUUCAUCAUCGGUCGACGUUACCAUACAAUACGUAUACGAUGGAUCCUGAAUAACAAGAUCGGUCGUAAGAACGAUCCAUGUACGCAACAAAAAGCCUGUAUGCACUUCUUCCGACCCAUGUUACUGGAACUAAAUCGAGAGAAGUAGUAUGAUUGGAGGGAGUAAAUAAUAUUUCUAGAGCAAAGGACAAAAAGGUCAAGCUUGUAAAAUCAAGCAUCGCGUUCUUCGUC
Messenger RNA from Brachypodium distachyon (stiff brome), 1397 nucleotides. RefSeq names its product ervatamin-C. Gene Ontology annotation, cellular component: lysosome. The record is from RefSeq and is a predicted model, not a curated record. Gene Ontology annotation, molecular function: cysteine-type endopeptidase activity. Lineage: Eukaryota; Viridiplantae; Streptophyta; Magnoliopsida; Poales; Poaceae. The transcript is spliced from 2 exons. Bases 54 to 1118 code for a protein of 354 amino acids.